Molecule: messenger RNA, 567 nt
Organism: Emys orbicularis (European pond turtle)
Lineage: Eukaryota; Metazoa; Chordata; Testudines; Emydidae
Gene: HES2
Product: hes family bHLH transcription factor 2
Exons: 4
Coding region: 1-567 (188 amino acids)
Biological process (GO): regulation of neurogenesis; regulation of transcription by RNA polymerase II; anterior/posterior pattern specification
Cellular component (GO): nucleus
Molecular function (GO): RNA polymerase II cis-regulatory region sequence-specific DNA binding; DNA-binding transcription factor activity, RNA polymerase II-specific; protein dimerization activity
Source: RefSeq, a predicted model, not a curated record
AUGUCCCCGCGCAGCGCAGCGCCCGACGCGGCGCAGAGCUACAGCUCCAGGCUGGGGGCGCACAGGAAAACCGGGGAGGCCGCUGAGCUGAGGAAGACCCUCAAGCCGCUGAUGGAGAAGCGCAGACGAGCCCGCAUCAAUGAGAGCCUCAACCAGCUGAAGACCCUCAUCCUGCCGCUCAUUGGCAAAGACAGCUCGCGCUAUUCCAAGCUAGAGAAGGCGGAUAUUCUGGAGAUGACCGUGCAGUUCCUCAAGGAGAUCCCCGCCCCCUCCCCCCCCGUCCCAGACCCCGCCGAGAGUUACCGGGAAGGAUACCGAGCCUGCCUGUCCCGCCUCACCAGCCUGCUGGCAAAGUCCCACCUCCUGGGCAGAGACUCAUGCAGCCACCUGCUGGAGCACCUGCAAAGGACCAGCGCUGAGCCCAGCAGCUGCCAGGACUGCAGCAGCCCCACGGACUCAUGCCCAGCCUGGCGGAGGGCAGUGCUAGUCAGCCCGGCCAGGGGGCUGCGGGAGAUCUCACCCCCUCACCCCCAAGCUGCAAAUCCAGGCAUCUGGAGGCCCUGGUAG